AUGGACUUGUUCGUGAUGAUGAUGGAAUCUGGAGAGAGCAAGAGGGUCAUGUGUGCAAUGCGAGAGGCCAAAGGCUUGAUGGAUAUGAAUCCACCACCUGAACCGCGUGGGAAUGCUGUGAUCGUUCCACAUCAGAGGAACGCUCCAGAAGAUCGGAAUGUGAGGGAACCUGCACCUGCAGCUGGUCGUGGACGAACACUUGGAGAUUACAACAGGCCUGAGCAGUUCUAUCACCCCUUUCAAGGCCACUCACAUGAGCACCCUAUGGAUCACAACGAGAGGUUUGAGGACUUGUUGGAGCCAGGAUCACUCACUACUUGGGAAGAGACCAGGAAUGCUUUCCUGCACAACUUCUUCGAUGAUGCUAGGUCUGAGGAGUUGAGGACGAAAAUUUCGACCUUCUCUCAGGAACCAACUGAAGCGUUCAAAGCUUCCUGGGUGCGAUUCAAAUCGUACCAGCGAGACUGUCCCCAUCAUGGCUUCAGCGAUGUGCAGCUGUUAGGUAUCUUCUUCAGAGGUAUUGAUUGGAGGUAUCAAAUGGCUCUUGAUGCAGCGAGCAAUGGAAACUUCAACACCAGAUACCCAGACGAAGCUGUUGAGCUCAUCGAAAACUUGGCAUCUAGCAAUAGAACCAAGAAUGCAGACUAUCAGCGAAGGAAGCAGGCUGGGAACAUGGAUGGAUCGCAAAUUGCUGAGGUGAAGGCUAAGCUUGACUCUGUGCAUAGUCUUCUUGUGGGUAAGAAAUCUGUCAGAUACCCUGCAGGAGUUCAGAAUUUCGGACCAGAUGAAGCUUUUGUGGAAGAGGAUGUUAACUUCAUCAAUGGAGCUGGAUUUCAGGGUCAGAGAUUUGGUACUCAGCAAGGGAACACAAAUUACAAUGGAAAUAAUCAGAGGAGUACCUUCACAGGUAAUCAUAACUCUUAUGGUUACAGCUCCAAACCUCAGUACCAGACAUCAUACUCCAACAACAAUUUUUCAAGGAACUAUGGUUCUCCUCCUACUCAAACUCCUGAUAAUGAGGUGAAGUCUCUGCUGGAACAGAUCUUGGAAGGUCAGCAGAAGAUGACUGUGGAUUUCAAUGGGAAGGUUGAUGCUCUGUAUCUGGAUCUGAAUGGAAAAAUCAAAGCUCUGAACACUCAUGUGAAAAAGCUUGAUACUCAGGUUGCUCAGACUGCAGAGUCUGUAAAAAGGCAAGAAGGAUUCCUUCCUGGGAAGACUGAUACCAAUCCUAGGCAUUACUGCAGUGCCAUCUCGUUAAGAAGUGAGCCAGUGUCGAGCGACACCACAACCAGUGUCGCGCGUCACCAAUUGCAGAGCAAAGCUGAUAUUGCUCAAAGUCCGAAAUCUGCUGAAGAAAGAGUCUACAAACCUAAGGUUCCUUACCCAAGGAGUCCUAGGAAGUCCAAGCAGGAGAUAGAUGAUGCCAGAUGCAAGGCUUUGAUGGAGAAACUUGUGCUUGAGAUUCCUUUGGUUGAUGCUGUGAAGAUUGCUCCUACUCUCAGACACUAUGUGAAAAAGAUGGUGACUAAUAAUCUUAGUCAUGAGGAAGGAGUGAUGAUGAUCUCUGAACAGGUCAGUGCUGUGAUUCAGAAUAAGAUUCCAGAGAAACUCUCAGACCCAGGAAGCUUUGUUUUGGACUGCUCUAUCUUCUCUGAGAGAUUCAAGAGAUCGCUGUGUGAUCUUGGUUCGAGUGUCAACCUAAUACCAUACUCUGUAGCUGUUAGCCUUGGGAUGACUGACUUCAAGCCAACUAAGAUCUCUCUAAUCCUAGAAGAUCGAUCUAAAAGAAUCCCAAAUGGUAUCUUGGAGGAUGUUCCGAUUAAAGUUGGUGAUUGCAUGAUUCCUACAGAUUUCGUGGUUCUGGAAUAUGGAGAGGAACCCAAAGAUCCUCUUAUCCUGGGAAGGUCGUUUUUAGCUACAGCUGGAGCAGUAAUUGAUGUCAAGCAUGGUAACCUUGAUCUCCACCUGGGAGAUACCAUCAUGACUUUCAAGAUGGAGAAGCUGAAGGAUCCCACCAUAGAUGGUCAGACAUUCCAAGUCAGUGCAAUACCUGAAGUGAUAGUUGGAGAUCAGAACGUGUUUGAUGCUGAGAUGGUGAGAGAUCAAUCUGAGUUGACGAAAACGUCUACAGAACCAGUGACUACUGUUGAUCAGGAAGCUCCAAACAUUGCACUCCAUCCAUCUCCACCAAAGCAAAGGUUGAAGCCACCCAAACACAGAUCUCACCCUGGUGCUAUUCCUGUAUUCCUUGGACGACCUCAUGCGCACAACGUUUACACACCACCAUGGAUGAGACGAAUUUCACAGAGGCACUCUUUGCCACUGUCUGAUCCACCAGAUGCAUAG
Molecule: messenger RNA, 2346 nt
Organism: Eutrema salsugineum
Lineage: Eukaryota; Viridiplantae; Streptophyta; Magnoliopsida; Brassicales; Brassicaceae
Exons: 5
Coding region: 1-2346 (781 amino acids)
Source: RefSeq, a predicted model, not a curated record